Daucus carota subsp. sativus is the source of this 2268-nucleotide messenger RNA. RefSeq lists its product as uncharacterized. Lineage: Eukaryota; Viridiplantae; Streptophyta; Magnoliopsida; Apiales; Apiaceae. Bases 51 to 2036 code for a protein of 661 amino acids. The record is from RefSeq and is a predicted model, not a curated record. The transcript is spliced from 2 exons.
UCAUUCACUAAUCACUCCACAUUUAUUUUCAUAAAUUUUUCUUUUUUUCAAUGAUGAUGAGUUCGACACUUGAGCACUUUAGCCAUCCCGAGCAUCCCUUGAGAUUAAAAGAGGAUGUUGUUAUCGGAGAGAAUGCUAAAUGCCAUGUCUGCAACAAAUCAGUUAUUGGUUAUCCUACAUAUACUUGCACCAGUCUUGAUGAUAUUGAUUGUCGAAAUUUAUAUCUGCACAAGACUUGUGCGGAACUGCCUGCAACAAUAAAUCAUCACACACAUGACGAACAUCCCCUCACUCUCCUCCUACGUCCCGUUAAUUACAUUUGUAGUGUUUGUGAUCUUGAUGUCAGGUUCGCAUAUGCAUGUGAUACUUGUAACUUUGAUUUGUGCAUCCGUUGUGUAGAAUUACCGACCAAGGUUACUCAUCACAAGCACGAAAGUCACCUCCUCGCUUUCCUGCCAUGCUCGGAUUGCUGUGAUGUUUGCUAUCGCAAUGUGAGGUUCGCUUAUGUAUGUGAUAACUGUGAAUUUAACGUAUGUGUGUCUUGUGCUUUUGAACAGAGAGUGCUUCGUCAUGAUGGCCAUGAGAAGCACAUUUUAACAUUGAUGCCGAGGGAAGCCUUGUUCAAGUGUGAUGCCUGUGGAGAGGAAGCUAAAGACUCUUCAUAUGUAUGCACCACAUGCGAUUUUUGGAUCCAUAAGAGUUGUGCUAUUUCGCCCCUCAUAAUUCCGGAUCCUACACAUCACCAUCACCCUCUGGAGCUUGUAUACUCUAUUCCUGACAUGCAUCGCUACUUUAUACGACGAUGUAACAUCUGCAAACAGACAAUUCAGAAAUACUACUGGGUAUACUAUUGUCACAAAUGCACAUAUUUUGUGCACGUGAAAUGUGCUGGAUUAUAUUUAAAAACUCCAUAUGUAGACUAUGACAUCAUCAGAACAGAUGACACUGGUGAUGAACCUGAUUUGAUACAAUUUCCUUUAUCGGGUGAAGAAUCACUAUUUGAUCUCAUUGUAACCCAGUGUGGCAAGCUCCAAGGUGAGUUUCAAGGUGAAGGCGAUGAUCCCCACAUAAUUGAAGCGCACUGGAGUCAUAAAAGCCAUCCAUUAGAGCAGCUCCAAUUUACUCUUAGUUUGAAUGAUGAUGAUAAUGAUGCUGCUGAUGAUGAUAAAAAAGGGUUGAUAUGUGAUGGGUGCAUUCAACCGAUAACUGUUUCCCAUCCAUCUUACUACGCAUGUAUCCCAUGUGGUUUCUUCCUCCACUCUUUCUGUGCCACUAAGUUACCAAAAGAGUUGUCCACGGGAGCAUCUCCAUUUCAUCCCGAGCAUUCUCUCGUGCUUCGGAAAAGUGAUAGCUUCUGUAGUCUUGUGGCAUGUGGAGCUUGCCGCUACAGCACGAAUGGAUUCUUCUAUUUAUGUGAGACUUGUGAUAUCAAAGUUGAUAUCCGUUGUGCAUUCUUACCCAAUAAGAUAAAACAUGAACUUCACAAGCACCACUCACUUGUCCAACGUCACUUUUAUAAAUCUGAGUGUAGUUUAAGUAGGUACGAAAUUAUUGAUUGUGUGGCCUAUUCAUGCCAAACUUGCAUUGGGUUCCAGGUUCAUAUUUUCUGUGCAUUUUAUCCAGACAGGAUGAACCAAAGAUAUGAUAAUCACCAGGUGACCUUGAGACACCCGCCAUUCUUCUACGAGGGAGUAUUCUACUGUGAAAUAUGUGAAAAACAAGUUAACAAUCAGUGGUGGCUCUAUCAUUGUGGCAAGUGUGAUCAUUCUUUUCACUUCAAUUGCCUCCGUCCCUACGAAAACGUCAAGGUAGGAGGCACCAUUGAAUAUAAUAUCAGCAAUCGACCACACAAACUUGCACUGGUUUUAAAGGGGAGUGCAGACAAGGACUCUCCUCAUUCCUUGUGUUGCAGAUGUGGAACUGUAUAUACUUUUGAAUACUUCUUGGAAUGUGACGGCUGUGGAUUCCGCGUCUGUGUGGAAUGUGCGAAAGAUAUGGAUUCAGUGGAUCAUCAACACCGCACUCCUGUAAAAUAAGAUUCAGUGUUUUAUGAGAGUAAUCAUCUGAGAUCAAGUAUGUUGGUGUGAAAACAGGGAUUUGCAAUCAAUUAUUGCUCAGAGUAUAUAUGUUUACUGCAUGUAAUUUGUGAGUUCCAUCUAUUAUGCAAUGACGUGCAUUAUAAUUGUAAUAAGAAUAAUAUUUCGACUACUAGUUGCCUGAGAAUUGAUUCAUGUAUGCAUGCUUUAUACACAUGAAUUUUCACAUAGC